Molecule: messenger RNA, 1541 nt
Organism: Molossus molossus (Pallas's mastiff bat)
Lineage: Eukaryota; Metazoa; Chordata; Mammalia; Chiroptera; Molossidae
Gene: RDH13
Product: retinol dehydrogenase 13
Exons: 7
Coding region: 61-1029 (322 amino acids)
Molecular function (GO): oxidoreductase activity
Source: RefSeq, a predicted model, not a curated record
GGCGCCACGCGGGCGGCGGGUCCGCGGUCUGCUCCGCGCUGGGUCGCGCUCCAGCCCGGCAUGAACCGCUACAUCGUGCCGAUGUCCCUGCUGGGCUCGGCGGUGGGUGGCGCCGUGCUGCUCAGGGACUAUGUUGCCGGUGGGGCCUGUCCCAGCAAGGCCACCAUUCAGGGGAAGACUGUCAUCGUGACAGGCGCCAACACUGGCAUCGGGAAGCAGACGGCCUUGGAGCUGGCCAGAAGAGGAGGCAACAUCAUCCUGGCCUGUCGAGACAUGGAGAAGUGUGAGGCAGCAGCAAAGGACAUUCGUGGGGAGACCCUGAAUCACCACGUCAAUGCACGGCACCUGGACUUGGCCUCCCUGAAGUCCAUCCGAGAAUUUGCAGCGAGGAUCAUUGCAGAGGAGGAGAAAGUGCACAUCCUGGUCAACAACGCGGCUGUGAUGCGGUGCCCACACUGGACCACGGAGGAUGGCUUCGAGAUGCAGCUUGGCGUGAACCACCUGGGUCACUUUCUUCUGACAAACUUACUGCUGGAUAAGCUGAAGGCUUCGGCCCCUUCGCGGAUCAUCAACCUCUCGUCCUUGGCCCACGUUGCUGGGCACAUUGACUUUGAUGACCUGAACUGGGAGAAGAGGAAGUACAACACCAAAGCGGCCUACUGCCAGAGUAAGCUGGCGGUGGUCCUCUUCACCAAGGAGCUGAGCCGGCGGCUGCAAGGCACGGGCGUGACCGUCAACGCUCUGCACCCUGGCGUGGCCAGGACAGAGCUGGGCAGACACACGGGCAUGCAUAGCUCCACCUUCUCCAGCUUCACGCUCGGGCCCAUCUUCUGGCUGCUGGUCAAGAGCCCCCAGCUGGCGGCCCAGCCCAGCACCUACCUGGCGGUGGCAGAGGAACUGGAGGGCGUUUCUGGAAAGUACUUCGAUGGGCUCAAAGAGAAGGCGCCGGCCCCCGAGGCUGAGGAUGAGGAGGUAGCCCGGAGGCUUUGGGCUGAAAGUGCCCGUCUGGUGGGCUUGAAGAUGUCCUAGGGGUCCUCUCUGUGGGGACAGUUCCUCCCCAAAUAACCCGGGGGCAGGCGUGCAAACCAUCAGGGAGGUGGACUCAUCAGGAUGGAGCUGCAAGGCCAAGGCUGGAUGCCAGGUCCUCACCGCCCUCUAGGUGGCAGUAUUGACAGCGUGAGCCUCAAGAUCCAGAAACCUGGCUGCCACACCGCAGCAGCCACGAGGUGGCAGCAUCGACCAAGGGAUGCUGGCUGCCAUGCUCACAUCACCCUCUAGGUGGCAGCAUUGGCCUGCCCUCUCUUCUGGCCACAGUGGAUUGGACUCCAGGUGGGCACUGACCACAGGUGAGCUGGGCCAUCAGAGGCCUUUCUUGGGAAUCUAAACUGGGAACUGCUGAGGGAGGAGCUGGCUCCCUCAGAUGUGGGCCACAGUGAUAGACAUGAUCAAGUUCCUAGUCCCCUGAGGGGACCUUGUACACCUCCAGGAUCCUCUCUGAGCCUCUGUUUCCCCAACUGUAAAGUGUGCAGAAUCACUUGACU